Cataglyphis hispanica is the source of this 2605-nucleotide messenger RNA. RefSeq lists its product as uncharacterized. Gene Ontology annotation, biological process: proteolysis. Gene Ontology annotation, molecular function: serine-type endopeptidase activity. Lineage: Eukaryota; Metazoa; Arthropoda; Insecta; Hymenoptera; Formicidae. The record is from RefSeq and is a predicted model, not a curated record. The transcript has 6 exons. The coding region runs from base 133 to 2460 and encodes 775 amino acids.
UCUCACAUCUGCAUCUAGACAUUCCCCAUAAACCGGGAAACAUUAGCACAUCCUGCGUACAUAAAUGUGCGUUCGUGUUAAAAAUCCUUCAAUAGGCCACGAGCCACUGGAUAGAAACGACUCGUCGUCGUCAUGCCGCAAUUUUACGUGCUGCUAAUGAAUGUUAUUGUCGUCGCGAUGAUGAUCGGUAUCACAUUUUCGGAAGGUAUGAAUCGCGAAUCCGUUCAGUUUGAAAAACCGGUUCGAAUGACUCAAAUGGGAAACGUUCUCUUCUCUCAAAAUCGGAAGGCGAUGUCACUUACCGACUCUUUGCCUAUAUUCUUUUUGCAUCUUCUCAAGUACAAAGUGCAGUAUCAGAAGCUGGAUAAGAUCAUUAGUACCACCACAACUCCUAAUAUUACUAGUAGUCCACCGCCUAGAGAUUGCAUCUGUGUACCGUUCUAUUUGUGCGAUAGCAAUCAGACUAUUAUCACUGAUGGUACAGGAAUAAUCGAUAUUCGCACUUAUAGAUGCCCUGGAAUCUACGAUAUCUGUUGCUAUCUGCCGAAUGUCACAACAUCACCUCCAACAAUGCCUCCGACCGCACCCCCAACAAUGCCUCCGACCGCACCCCCAACUGUUCCUUCAACAUCACCACCGAUCAUUUUCCCGACCGUAUCACCGAUUCCUACCGUGACUGUACUUCCGAAUUGCAUCUGCGUGGAGGUGUCACUGUGUGAUCCCAACGGAAUAGUCACCAUUUUCGGCGAGGGUAUAAUAAAUCCGCGGCAACAAUACGGUCUGUGUCCAAAUGUCAAUCAAGUCUGCUGCAGAAUAUUGGCGAGCACGACAACGAGCUCUUCAACGACGACGACGACGAUGAUGACGACUGUACUUCCGAAUUGCAUCUGCGUGGAGGUAUCACUGUGUGAUCCCAACGGAAUAGUCACCAUUUUCGGCGAGGGUAUAAUAAACCCGCGGCAACAAUACGGUCUGUGUCCAAAUGUCAAUCAAGUCUGCUGUAGAAUACUGGCGAGCACGACACAGCGAGUAACAACGAGCUCUUCAAUGACGAUGCCGAUGACGACACCAAUGACAACGACGACGAUGAUGCCGAUGACAACACCAAUGACGACGACGACGAUGAUGCCGAUGACAACACCAAUGACGACGACGACGAUGAUGCCGAUGACAACACCAAUGACGACGACGACGACGACGCCGAUGACAACGCCGACACCUGGACAGACGCAAUUAUGCUUCGUUUGCAACAAUACUAUUCAGUGCUUCACUUGCAUAAUCAUUCUCACGCCAAACAACAGCCUGAUAGAUCCCAGGUUCUCUCAGAUCUUAUCGGGAGGAAACGUCUGCGCACUGACAACCCUGCUGUCCUGUCACGCUAGCCCACCCGCCUCGUCAAUUAUGGAUCUGCUCGGUCCAUUGAAGAAUCCGGGCACUCCGCAGGCUUGUUACUGCGUGAAGACCUGGCUGUGUUCCGAGGGAAACGUAGUAAGCCCGGACGGUCUGGGUAUAAUAGAUCCAAGAUUCACAGCUUGCUCGUCGGCGGAUCAAGUAUGCUGCCGACUGGUGGGAAUCGAUCUUCAAGGUCUUCGCAGCGUUUCCGCUUCUUCGUCCAGAGAUCUCGUCAAUCGAUCCGCUCAUUCGACUUCGGAGAUCACUUGUGGUAUGCAGAACAACAGUUACGCACCGCCGCAGCCUGCUCCCGCUGACUCCGGAAAAACUUAUUUCGCCGAAUUCCCAUGGAUGGUCGCGCUUCUUAUAAAGCCCACGAUCGGCGAUUCUUACGUUUUUCAGUGCGGUGCUUCGAUGAUAAGUAACGAGGCCGUCCUCACUGCCGCACAUUGCGUUGUAAAUCAGAAACCUGAAAAUUUAAUUGCACGCUUCGGUCAAUGGAACCUAAGAAGUAAUGUUCAACCAUUGCCUAUUCAAGAAGCAAAUAUUCUCGCAAUAGCUGUGCAUCCAUCUUACUACAGCGGUGGGCUAUUUCACGAUGUAGCUGUUCUUGUUCUGGAAAAACCAAUCGUCUACAGUGCGAAUGUUAUGCCGAUUUGUCUUCCUGAACAGGGAAAGAUCUUUCCGAUCGGGAGCCAGUGCUAUGGAAUAGGAUGGGGUAGCAAUUUGUUCGGAUCAGAGGGGCAAUAUCAGGCCGAGCUUCGAAAGGUCGAUCUUCCUAUCGUCGAUCAUGCGGAUUGUCAGACGCGUUUACGAAGUACGAAAUUGGGCCAGUACUUUCAAUUACACGGAUCAUUUAUCUGCGCGGGAGGCCAAACGAACAGAGACACGUGUCGCGGUGACGGCGGUGGACCUUUGAUUUGUCAAGCUAUGACAGGACAAUUUUUUCAAGCUGGCAUUGUAUCAUGGGGUAUUGGCUGCGGAAUCUCUAAUGUUCCUGCGGUAUAUGCCAGUACAUCACAACAUCGUCAAUGGAUAGAUCAACAGCUGGCGACUUUUGGCGUAUAAUGACGCGUAGGAUAUUUAAUAUUUCUAAUUCAAUAGUUGCCAUGUGCUUUUUACGUACGAUCAUAUAUCUAUCAUGAUCUUUUUACAUUGUUUACAUGAAUUAUAAUAUAGAAUGUAUUAUACAAUUGUACUUGUUAGAAAAUAU